This is a messenger RNA of Diatraea saccharalis (sugarcane borer), 2563 nucleotides long. Lineage: Eukaryota; Metazoa; Arthropoda; Insecta; Lepidoptera; Crambidae. The record is from the annotation of a GenBank genome assembly.
GUCAAACAAGCUAAAGUGAAGAAGUAAUUAAGACUUUAAUUCUCGGUUUUGGAGGGGACGGAACUUUUGGGACUCUGUAUAUCUGUAUAAAGUCAGAUUUUAAUCUAACAAUUUAUUGCAGAAUUAAUAAAAAAAACUACAAUGUCACAAACAACAAUCACUUCAUACUUCAAUAGUAGAAAACGACCUGCAACUGAAGAUAUUGUAAGUUCCAAAAGCAAAAUAGCUCAUAUCGACGAUGCAUCAUUAAAAAAUAAAAGGAUAUUUCGUAAAGGUUCAAAUAUCCACGAAGAACUAAGCUCAAAAUCAUAUGAAGUCAACGAAGAUCCAAAAAAAACUGAGAAUGAAAGUCUAUUGACGCCAGUAGGAUCCGAGGUACAAGAAAAAAAUGGAGCUGCUUUUGCAAGAAAAAAUAAUGCUGCCAAUUCACGAAAUCAAGAAAGCGAACCCACCAAAUCGGAAUCCUUUAAUUCGUUAAAUUCUGCUCGUAAAGAGCUGAGCUUAGGUGUUCUUAAGAAAAAAUUAGCUGGAAGUUCGAGGUUAGCAGAAUUACGAGCUUCUGCUGAUCGAAUCAGCAAAGGAAUCCAACAACUCAAAGAGACAACUGAAAAGAAAAACCUCAAAGAAUUUAAGUCUAUUGAUGUGGAAGUCCCUUUAAGCCCAAGUAAGAGAAGUAUAAUUCAUAAUGAGGUGCCAACACCUAAAAGUAACUCUAAACAUAUUAAAAAAAACAUAGAGAAAACUCUAAUUUCUCCGAGGAAGGUUGUUGUAAGCCCUGUCAAAAGUCCAAAUAAGGUGCCAGCAUAUAUAAGACAUGCAUCCUUAGCUACAUCCUCUACCAGCUUACCUUUACCACAUCAGUAUAGAUUCCUUGCUGAAGUCUUCCGUGGCAUGGAGACUGUUGUGGCUUUACUUUAUAAUAGAAAUGAAAAAAUUACAUUUUCAAAGCUUAAACCUUCUGUUCAAGAAAUGUUGAAGAGAAACUUCACUGAAAAACACUUGGCACAAAUAAAAUGCCUUGUUCCUGACUUUUACAAUUUUGAAUUUAAAAAAAUCAAAAACUUUAGCACUUCUUCUCAUAAAGAAUCUUAUGAAAUGAUUUUAACUCCAAACUUUCCCAAAGAUUUCAAAUUUAUGAAUCCCAGUGUUUUACUGGAGAGGCGUAGAUAUUUCUAUGAUAUAUUGCUUCAGCUAGUGAAAAAGCAUCAUGCUCAAUAUUUAUUGAAUUUGGAUCCUCCAAUGGUUAUUCCUGAUGACAAGCUUACUCGCUGGCAUCCCGAAUUUGAACUUGAAAAGUUACCAGAAGUAGAAUGUGCCAAGCUCCCAGAAGCACCUAAUGUAGAAAAAUUUUCAACUGCUCAAGAUGUAUUAGCUAAGGCUAGGGAGUUAUUUAAAUGCAAUACAAAAAUGGAGAGGGCAAUGGAGAAACUAGCUCAAGCUAGAGCAUGUGGUGAAACCAAAGAGGGAAAACCAGCUAUUGGGUUAACUGAUUGUAACCAGAAUAAGCAGAACAAUGUGAACACACAAACUGUUCUACCGAGUGUAAGUGAAGUAACUAUUUUAAAUCCUGCAUUGAGAAAUUUACCAGCCUCCUUACUAGAGAAAGUCAAAGCAAAACAAGCUGCUAAAGCUCUUGAGGCUAUGACCAGAUCAUCAGAAAAUGAGAAAAAGUAUUUGAUUUACAGCCGACUUCCAGACCUCGCUAGGACAUUGAGAAACAUUUUUGUUACUGAACGUAAAAAUGUUUUAGCCUUAAAUAUCAUUCUUUCUAAACUAGAGAGCAGUUUUAAAUCUAAUAUAUCUGCAAAUGAUCUUCAAAAUGAUAUCAAACUGCUCUGUGAAGAAGUUCCGGAGUGGAUAAAACUACAUGACAUUAGGAAUAACACCUACCUCAAGCUUGAUAAGAAUGCAGAUUUGAAAACUAUCAUAUCUAAACUGGAGGCUUUGUCUGCAAAAUAUAAAAUCAAUUAAUUUUUCAGAUAUAAGGUUAAUGAAUCAAGACUGAGAUUAUAACUUAGUUUGUCUUAGUUGUAGUAACUCAUUUGACUUCUUGAAUCUUUCUUUGAUAUAUUUUUAUGUGAUUCUUAAUUAAAUUGUAAGCUACCUGUAUUUAAUUCAAGUAAAUUUUGGUUCAAGAUUAAAUUAGACAUGUAAGCAAUAUUGACAUUUUAGAUCACUUAAUUCUUUAUAAUUUAAAUUAAACCAGGACAUUGUUAUGUCAGAUGACAUUUCAAAUAUUUCAAAAUAUAUUAAAUUAAUAUAUGAUUGAACAGAUUAUAAAAAUUAUGGAAUUAUAUUGUCACUAUCACAAGACAUGAAGUGCCUUUGAAAAGAUUGUUUUAAAUUAGUAUGCAGGUUUUUAAUAAGUAUUUUAUAAUUAUGUAACGCUUUACUCCUUAGUAUUGAUUUGAACAGUUCAUUCAAUAGGUACUUUCAAAAUUAUGAACUUAAUUUUAUUUGUUUUUAUUAGUUAGUUUUUUAUUUUUACUGUGUGGUAUUUUUUUCUUUAAAUAUUUCUUUUGUAAAUUAUAAUUAUUGCUCAUAAUAAAACUAUGCAAAGAUG